Linum trigynum is the source of this 2167-nucleotide messenger RNA. NCBI's taxonomy places the organism in Eukaryota, Viridiplantae, Streptophyta, Magnoliopsida, Malpighiales, Linaceae. The record is from the annotation of a GenBank genome assembly.
GUUUAAAUAUGAGUAUUUAUAAUUUUAUUUGUAAUAUUGACCGGAAUGAACCGGCACAAACCGGUAUGUGCCAUCAGUUGAACCAUUCCACUUGCUAAACCGGCACACUGACAUAAACCGUGCCACCGGUUGACAACCUUGCUCUCGUGCGUUAGACGUUAGCUAAUAGCCACCACAUAAAUACCUCUCUUCCUAUCCCCAUUUCCCCACUCCCUUUUUUCAUUUCUCAGUCCCCCAUCUUAGAGGAAAAGGGAAGAGGAGAAGAAAGCUGACGAAAUAUAUCUCUCUCUCUCCCGCCCACCCACCUGACCGUCGAAUCAGCAGCAACAAAGUGUCACCGUCGCCUUCAUUUCUCAUUCCCCACUCAGCCUGCAAAGUGCAACCCACAGAACAACAACAACAACAACGUACGACCCUGGGGGAAAAAACGUUCACUCAAUAAUCCCCACUCAAAAGAAUUUCAUCAUCAUCAUCAUUUAUCUUUUCCGCCCAACCCGCCAAAAUCAAAACCCUCUCCGCUUCAGUUUUUUUUCUUCUUUUCUUUGGGUACCCAAUAUGGCAAUCUGGGUCACCACCGCCAGGAAAUCUGGAGCCACGAUGGCCGCUCGUUGCCUGACGAGGAGAAACAUGGUGAAUGGUGGUGGAAGCUGCUCUGCUUUCCCCAAAUCUCAUCAUUCUCUAAAUGCUCUUGCUGGGAAGAAGGAGAAGGAGAAUUCUUCGUCCUUGUUGGGAUUCUGGAGAUUCAAAUCCACCAAAGCGUCUGCAGCGGCCGCGGUCGAUCAAUUGUAUUCCAGCGACGAAGACGUUACCAAUAACCACCAGGGCCUGGAUUUCCCCGGAGGACACGUGUCGUACACCCGUUCGCUAAACUUCAUCUCCAACUCAUCAACCCAAAACAGAGUCCCCUGCUACAGAGUCCUCGACGACAACGGCGUCCUGAUCCCUGCAGCCGGCGGCGGCAGCAACUCCGGCGACUUCCAAUUCCACCACCACCAACAACCACUGAUCAGCCAGCAAACGGCACUCAAGAUGUACAGAGAAAUGGUGAGGCUUCAGGUUAUGGACACCAUCUUCUACGAAGCACAGAGGCAGGGCAGGCUCUCCUUCUACCUAACCUCCACCGGCGAGGAAGCCAUCAGCGUCGCGGCGGCCGCCGCUCUAACCCCCGACGACGUCGUCAUGCCGCAGUACAGGGAGCCAGGUGUCCUGCUGUGGCGCGGCUUCACGCUGCGUGAAUUCGCCGACCAGUGCUUUGGCAACAAGGACGAUUACGGGAAAGGGAGGCAGAUGCCGAUUCAUUACGGCUCCAAUAAGCUCAAUUACUUCACCGUUUCUUCCCCUCUUGCUACUCAGAUUCCUCAGGCUGCUGGCGUGGCGUAUGCGCUGAAGAUGGAGAAGAAAGAUGCAUGUGUCGUCACGUUUUUCGGCGAUGGUAGCUCUAGCGAGGGAGAUUUUCACGCUGGACUGAACUUUGCGGCGGUGACGGAAUCUCCUGUGGUAUUCGUCUGCAGGAACAAUGGGUGGGCCAUUAGCACCAAUGUGUCAGAGCAGUUUCGAAGCGAUGGCAUUGUGGUAAAAGGACAAGCAUAUGGAAUCGACAGCAUCAGGGUCGACGGGAAUGAUGCUCUUGCUGUCUACAAUUCGAUUCGGGCCGCUCGUGAAAUCGCGGUCAAGCAAGGAAAACCCGUAUUAGUCGAGUUUCUGACGUAUCGAGUAGGACAUCACUCGACGUCCGACGAUUCGACCAAGUACCGCCCCGUGGACGAAAUCGAGUACUGGAAAGUGACGAGAAACCCGGUGAACAGGUUCCGGAAGUGGGUCGAAGGCAAUGGCUGGUGGAAUGAAGGUGAAGAAUCGGAGCUGAGAAGCGCGACCAGGAAACAACUGUUGCAAGCGAUUCAAGCGGCGGAGAGAACCGAGAAGCCCGUCCUGGAAGAGAUGUUCAACGACGUUUAUGAUGAAACGCCGUCGAAUCUUCGCGAGCAACAUGUGCAGCUUCGAGAGACCAUCAAAAGACACCCUGGAGAUUACCCUUCUGAUGUUCCUGUCUAGAACAUGCAUUUUCUUUUGUUGUUGUUGUUGUUGUUGAAUUCGCUAGGAAGAAUCACUAGAUCCCAUGUUUCCUGCUUGGAUAUAUUGAAUUUGUAAAUGAAGUCAUUAUUAUUUC